Dioscorea cayenensis subsp. rotundata (Guinea yam) is the source of this 1101-nucleotide messenger RNA. RefSeq names its product ferritin-3, chloroplastic-like. Gene Ontology annotation, biological process: intracellular iron ion homeostasis; iron ion transport. The coding region runs from base 273 to 995 and encodes 240 amino acids. Gene Ontology annotation, cellular component: cytoplasm. NCBI's taxonomy places the organism in Eukaryota, Viridiplantae, Streptophyta, Magnoliopsida, Dioscoreales, Dioscoreaceae. The record is from RefSeq and is a predicted model, not a curated record. The transcript has 9 exons. Gene Ontology annotation, molecular function: ferrous iron binding; ferric iron binding.
ACGAGGGAUAGUGGGAGUGAACGGAGUGCUAUUCGCGAAUAAGCCCUCGCCUCGGAGACAAAAUUAUGUGGGUGUAAAUGAUAAUACACGAAACAAGACAACGGUCAUGUUCUCAGCCAGCGUCCAUGGCCGCUUCAAAGAGCUGCUGCUGCUGCUCUCGUGGCGAGCUCUGAGAAUCCCACGCGCCACCUCCAUCCAAAACCAAGCUCUCCACUUUUCCAACACUCCAUGCAAAUCCUCACAAUCCCCUGCUUCUCUCUUCCUUUGGAUCCAUGACACUGUUUCUCUGCUCCUCAAAUGCCUUCCCUUUCCUCUCUCUUCACUCUGACUCUGAGAGAAGCUUUACUAGCAGAACAUUGAGGAAUGUCUCUCUUUUUUCCAUGGCUCCCCACCAACCUUUCUCUGGUUUGGUUUUUGAGCCAUUUGAGGAGCUAAAGCAUGAGCUUUUCCUCAUUCCAUCUAUGCCUGACCAAUCCAUUGCUCGCCAGCGUUUUUCUGAUGAUUGUGAAGCUGCUCUCAAUCAACAGAUUAAUGUUGAGUAUAAUGUUUCUUAUGCUUAUCAUGCAAUGUUUGCCUACUUUGAUCGAGAUAAUGUGGCUUUGAGGGGGUUUGCAAAGUUUUUCAAAGAAUCUAGUGAAGCAGAGCGUGAACAUGCUGAAAAACUUAUUGAGUAUCAGAAUAAGCGUGGCGGUAGAGUCAAUCUGAAUUCUAUACUGAUGCCUCUGAGUGAAUUCAAUCACUACGAAAAAGGCGAUGCCUUGAAUGCGAUGGAACUUGCAUUAUCACUCGAGAAGUUAACCAAUGAGAAGCUUCUUAAUUUACAUGAUAUAGCUGUAAAGUGCAACGACGUUCACAUGAAGAAUUAUAUUGAGAAUGAAUUUUUAGGAGAACAGGUCGAGGCGAUAAAGAAGAUAUCUGAGUACAUUGCACAACUAAGACUGGUGGGGAAUGGGCAUGGAGUUUGGCACUUUGAUCAGAUGCUUCUCAAUGGAUGAAUAGAGUACUAGUCUUUUAUGUGCUGCUUUCAGUGAACUCAAUGUUAGCAGUGAUAUCAUAUGUAUGCAUGUAUUAAUGGAACUCUUUCUUAUGAAUUUUCUUAAA